CACAAAAAAGUCACAUGAGUGAUUCACGUUGAAAGGUUUUAUGCUGCAACAGACAAUUUACAAGCAUGUUUGUACAAUUUUUUUAUCAACACAUCUAUUAAAUGGUGUCCAGGUACCUUCAACACCCCUAGAUGUCUGAUCCUCAGCCCUCUCCCUCCGCCCCCACCCUCUCCAUUUCUCCCAUCCACUCCUCCCCCACCCCAUCUGUUCUGCUCAACACCGGGGCCAGGAUGCCUCUCCUGGGUCUGGGUACCUACCGGCUCCGCGGCCCUGAUGAGAUCCUCCAGGCCGUCGACGCAGCGCUCUCCACCGGCUACCGCUCAUUUGACACGGCCUCUGUCUACCGGAACGAGGCUGACCUGGGUCGAGCACUGCGGCGACUCCUACCCGAACACGGCCUCUCCCGAGCAGACGUCUUCAUCACCAGCAAGCUGGGCCCCAAGGACCAGGGCUCCAGAGCCAGGGACGGAGCUCUGAGGAGUCUAGAACUGCUGGAUCUAGACUAUAUAGAUCUAUACUUGAUCCACUGGCCAGGGACCCAGGGUCUGGGGGUGGGAGACAAGCGGAACCCAGAGAAUAGAGCUCAGAGCUGGGCAGUGUUAGAGGAGCUCCACGCCCAGGGGAAGCUGAGGGCCAUAGGGGUGUCCAACUACACCCCAGGACAUAUGAAGGAGCUACUGGAGGGGUGUUGUGUCACCCCCGCUGUACUACAGGUAGAGUUCCAUCCCCGUCUGUCCCAGGGUGAGAUGAGGCAUCUGUGUGGGGAGAAGGGUGUCUGUUUCCAGGCUUACUCCUCCCUGGGGACUGGCUCUCUCCUCCAGGACCCUUUAGUGGUCCAGAUUGCACAGGGAUAUGGCCUGACCACUGCACAGGUGCUGCUCAGAUGGGCGGUACAGCAGGGUGUCCCCGUCCUACCCAAGUCAUCUCACCCCACCAGGGUAGCAGAGAACGGCCACGUGUUUGACUUUGAGCUGACUGCUGAAGAUAUGGAGAGGCUGGGGGGGAUGGACUGUGGACAGAAAUACUGUUGGGACCCUUCACAGGUAGCCUGAGGUAGCAGGAUAACCCAGUGGAGGAGAUGGGGCCUGUAGCCCAAAGACUACUGCUUUGAAUGCCUUGACGUUAGCCUGAAGCUACAUACUCACUGACUGACUGGAUUGCUAUGAAGCAAACGUUGAUAAGAUGUCAAAGUAUCGACAGAACUUAAGUUUCCCACUGAGAUUCUUGAACUAAGAGUAGAUUUUUUUUUUUUUUUUGCAACACACAAAGACAUCUGAGGAAGAUUAUGAUACCAAGAUCAAUGCUAUUAUUUUUCAUGUGAUAUUUGUUACAAAUGAUUAAAAUCUGUAUUAAUUUGA
Molecule: messenger RNA, 1358 nt
Organism: Oncorhynchus nerka (sockeye salmon)
Lineage: Eukaryota; Metazoa; Chordata; Actinopteri; Salmoniformes; Salmonidae
Exons: 5
Coding region: 132-1052 (306 amino acids)
Molecular function (GO): oxidoreductase activity
Source: RefSeq, a predicted model, not a curated record